AUGUUCAUCAUCACUGGCUGUGAAGAAAAUGCCAAUCAAAACAACCCGGUUAGAUACCCAGUUAGCCUGGCCAAUAUUCUGAAUUUAGAAAACAACAAAUACUGUAAGGUCGAACAACUGAAGCAGGAAAAGAAACACCUGCAGGAUCAAAAAGAGAACGAGAAUGAGAAGAUAGCCCAUGUUCAAGAAGCACUGAAAACAGAGAUAUUGGUUUCAACAGAAUGUGAUUUACAAUCUGCCCUGACCCACACACAACAGGUAACCAAUGAAAGAGAACUGGAACAUGAAAGUCUUACCAGCCGCCCGCAGGCUUCACAGCAACACGUUGCAGAGCUAGUGAUGAAACUGUCCGCAAUCACCACCAUGCAGAAUGAGACUGAAAAGAAGAACCUACAGCUCAUGAAAGACCUAAAUAAUGUGAAGCUUCAGCUCCAGGAAAAGACCAAAAGCUAUGAUGACCUGCAGGAAGUGAACAUUCAGUUACAGGAGAAGCUGGAAGUGCUCCAGACACAGAAGGUCAACAUGAAGAACAGAAUUCGCAAGUUUCAGCAAGCACUUGUGGAGCGGGCAGCGCUGAAAAGACAACUAAACAAUCUGAAAAGGCUGGUGAUCACAUUAAACUUGGAGAGAGACAACUUUGUGGAGGAUCUGAGGAAGGAGAAGUCCACCUGGAAGGAGAACGAACUGAGAGAGGAGAAAAAGCAAGGGGUGGGGCAGGAAAACCAGAGCCUGGAGCAGAAGAAGCAGCUGUGGAGACUCAAAAAGAAGGCUGAAGAUGGGGAUCAGCAUGCCAAGAAUUGGCACCAGAUCCUUGAGAGCCUUAAGUGUGCACAUGUGCAUAACACAGAGCUAAAAGAUCAGCUGGCCCAGAUGCAGGAUGCUUUCCACAGGGUGAGUGGUGAGAAGGAGGAGCUCACCAGCAUCCUGAACUCAAAGCAUCAGGUGAAGAAACAUAUGCAUGAGAAGCUAGAGCAGCAAGAGGAGAAGUUACGAGAAUGGAAAGUGAUGGCUGAGAUAAAAAGCCAAGUGGUUCAGAAUCUUCAGGAGCUACAUGACCAGUGCCUGGCCCACUUGCAGGAGCUCACAGCCACCUGUGAGCAGCACAUAGCUUCCAAUCAGCAGCUGGCCUCAGAGGAGGAGACCCUGCAGCAGCACUUGCUAAAGAAGACCCAGAUGCUGGAGCAGCUGAAGCAAGGGCAAACACAGACCAAGUUCAAGGACCAGAUGGUGCCUCAAAAGUUACAGAAUAUUCUGAAGUGCUUGGAAGCAACCAGAUUACAGAAGGAGCAACUGCAGGCCCAGCUGAGCUUCCUGCCUGUCCCUAAGGAAGGUGAAGGAGUGAGCAAUGAAGAAGAAAAGGGUGAGGAGUCAACUCUACCUGACAUGACUUUCCAAGAGGAUGUAGACAACCCACAAACCCGGAGGGAUUUUUACCUUAAAGCACCAUCAGUUGCUGAAUCAAAAAAGGUAAAAUUCAGCGAGCAGCUGCAGGAUCAGCAGGCUUGCUGCAGGUUCCUGGCCAACCUGACAGCCCUGUGCCAGACAAAGCUGGAGAAACAGCCUUUCUUCCCCAAGAGCUGGAAACAUGGCGUGUCUGGGGACAAGAAGCAGGACAGGCAGGUGCCCAAGAAGCAGUUGAAAAUCUGCUUCAUCCACAACCUGCCUGGAUGCAGCCAGCUGUCAGAACACCUCAGCGCCAUUGAAGAGUCCAUAGUUUUCUGUAAAGAACAGUUGGAAGUCCUGAAGGAGCUGUUUCAGGAGAAAGAUGAGUGUGUCAACCAGAUGUCCCAGGAGAAGAUGGAAAAGAAGGCAAAGCUGCAGAAGCUGCUGUUGCUUCUUGCAAAUGAAGUCACAGAGUGUCAGGGAAAGAUGCCAGAAGACACAGAAACCCCUGCUGCUGCCACUAUUUCAGGCCCCAUGGAGAUUGAAUUUAGGGGGGAGCAGAAAGGUUUAGAAGUGCAACUGAAGGACAAUGUAGAACCUGCCCAAGAAGGGGUCAGGGUGCCUUGCCUCCUAGAGGACUCCACCAAAGAACAUGUGCUGUGGAUGCCCGAUGUCCAGCACCACCAAGAACUUGCAUGCUUGGCCAAUGAACGCUCUGUCUCUUUCUUCUCCAGACUGAUGCAAAUGAUAAGUUUGAGAUAA
Dipodomys ordii (Ord's kangaroo rat) is the source of this 2145-nucleotide messenger RNA. Its product is annotated as golgin subfamily A member 2-like. Gene Ontology annotation, cellular component: Golgi cisterna membrane; Golgi cis cisterna; cis-Golgi network. The record is from RefSeq and is a predicted model, not a curated record. The transcript has 3 exons. NCBI's taxonomy places the organism in Eukaryota, Metazoa, Chordata, Mammalia, Rodentia, Heteromyidae. Gene Ontology annotation, biological process: spindle assembly; Golgi organization. The coding region runs from base 1 to 2145 and encodes 714 amino acids.